Paraglomus occultum is the source of this 121-nucleotide messenger RNA. The record is from the annotation of a GenBank genome assembly. NCBI's taxonomy places the organism in Eukaryota, Fungi, Glomeromycota, Glomeromycetes, Paraglomerales, Paraglomeraceae.
CCGAACACCUCGUGAUUCGAUAGUACCAGGGAGUGUCAUGGAAUGGACAGGGUACCAGGAGGUUUCUGUACUACAUUUUUUAUACGAAGCGCCGGCUAAUAUAGAUCUGAAAGUAAUUUAG